Molecule: messenger RNA, 472 nt
Organism: Erigeron canadensis
Lineage: Eukaryota; Viridiplantae; Streptophyta; Magnoliopsida; Asterales; Asteraceae
Product: 60S ribosomal protein L39-1
Exons: 3
Coding region: 106-261 (51 amino acids)
Biological process (GO): translation
Cellular component (GO): cytosolic large ribosomal subunit; ribosome
Molecular function (GO): structural constituent of ribosome
Source: RefSeq, a predicted model, not a curated record
CAGAUAACAAAAUCAAACCCUAGCUACCACCCUACUUACUUGAUAAAAAAAUCACAUCAUUUUAUUUUAGCAGCAGCAGCAGCCACCAUACAACCAACAACAGCCAUGCCGUCCCACAAGACUUUUAUGAUCAAGAAGAAGCUCGGUAAGAAGAUGAGGCAAAACAGGCCUAUUCCUCACUGGAUUCGCUUGAGGACUGACAACACUAUCAGGUACAACGCCAAGCGCAGACACUGGCGCAGAACCAAGCUUGGGUUUUAAGUUGAUUUUUGCAGUGUUUUUCAAAUUCAAUCAAAGACUCGUGUUGUGUUUGUAUUUUCGUAUCUAGCCUAAAAUGGAUGUCGAGUUUAGUGUUCUAUUGUCUUGGGAAAUCUGAUGAUACUUCUGUUUGAUUACAUCUUGUUUCUCAUUUUUAUGUCAAACCAUGCUAGGCAAUUUCUAUGUUUUAAUGAAACCUGCUUAUGACAGUGCA